Molecule: messenger RNA, 3444 nt
Organism: Rhineura floridana
Lineage: Eukaryota; Metazoa; Chordata; Lepidosauria; Squamata; Rhineuridae
Product: myelomonocytic growth factor-like
Exons: 5
Coding region: 159-746 (195 amino acids)
Biological process (GO): positive regulation of cell population proliferation; positive regulation of myeloid cell differentiation; immune response
Cellular component (GO): extracellular region
Molecular function (GO): growth factor activity; cytokine activity
Source: RefSeq, a predicted model, not a curated record
GAAACCUUUCACAGUCGCCUUUGGACACAGAAGCAACUAAGUCGCUCCUGGUGUUUUAAUUCCCGGCAGCAGUACUGUCAAGGCGUCAUCAGGCAUCUCGUGGAGAGAAGGAAAAAAAGAGGGAGGAGAUAAAAAGCAAAGAGAAAGCUUUGAGAAGGAUGAACUCAGAACGAAGUGUUAUUCUUUCCCUGAUCAGCAUCACACUGUGGUGGUUGAUGUGCUCAGCUGCACCCCUAACAGAGUCUUCUGGGGACCCAGGAUUCCAGCAAUUCAUACAGAAAAACCGGGAAUUUGUCUCCAAGAUAAAGAGAGAUGUUGCUUCAGUGAAGGAGCGUGUGCGUAAAGAAUUCAAGCUUGGCAGUGACAGUGAGCUGCUCCUGGUGCGGCACAUCCUGGGCAUUGAGCAAGCAGAUCAUUCACAUUGUCAGAAAGACCCUUGUGAUAUGGAAGGUUGCUUCAACCAGAUACAGGCAGGCCUCCACACCUACCAUAGCAGCCUCUCACAUAUUGGCCAGAUCCUGUCAAGUUACACUGACCAAGUGUCUGGCCUCCAGCUGGACAUCUUAAACCUAUCCAUCAACAUCCAACGGCAGAUGGAAGAAAGUGGGAUGGCCAUUGUCACCUACCCCCAGGCAGAAAACCUGGCCCUGCAAAAUCAAAGAGAGAUUGGGAGUUAUCUCAUCCUCGGCAAUCUCCAGAAAUUCAUGGAGGCAACUUUACGAGCGCUGAGGCACUGCAGGUCAUAAUGUAAUGGGUGGCAUACAGGAUUCUCCCAUAAGACCUUGGACAGGAGGAAGAGGAAGGAAGAGUCCUGUGCACCCUGUGAGGGUCUAAGAAGCAGUAACAGACUGAGGGGAGAAAGUUGCACUUCUCCUGACUGGACUCGUUUUAAUCUACAGAAUUCCAGCUUCCUAAAUUUUUAAUAUUUAUUUAUUAUAUUUAUUUUCUAAAGAUUUAUAAGAUGCUAUCUACAAAAAGCAGAGUAGAAACUUGAAAUAAUAUUUAGAGAAUGCAGCAGUAGAGCACGACAUGCACAAUAAUUGAAAGAAGCCACUUUUGUGGUUUCUUUGGCGUUUUGCUGCUUGCCAUCUUCCACCAGCAGGAAGUAACUCUUGUUACUGAAGUAAACUUAAAUCUUUUUUAAUAAUCAAAAAUCAAGUACAAUCCCCCAUUCUGAGUUCCCUCCAAAUAUAUUGGACAGACUUCACUAUAUUUGGCACGAACAAAAUGCUCAAUGCACAAAACUAAAUUCCUUGCCCUUGGGGGGGGGGAAAACAUAAUUUUUCAGAGGCUGAUGCAGAGAAUCUUUAGAAACUGGAUUUUAUAAGAGAAUGUUGACUUAAGUCUCCUGCAAUAACUCCUCUGGUGAACCUCUGGGGUAGCUCACGCAGUCUCUUCCAGAUGUUGGACUUGAGCCUCCAUCAGCCCAGCUAUCAUGACCUAUGGUUAGGGAUGAUGGGAGCUGGAGUCAACCAACAUAUGGAGGACACCACGCUGGCUACUUCUGGAAUGGGCUCAUCUCACGUAUUUUGUAGAAUUAUAAUUUUGGAUUAGAUGUUUUGGAAAAUGUACUUUUCUCAUGAUUGAAACUUGACAUUUGCAUGGAAAUACCUUCUCAUUUUCAUUGCCGAAUUUCUAGUGAAAUAUCUUUAUGGCAAUUCCUGCAACAGUGUUUUUUAUUUAUUGAGGUUAUUUAUUUUUAUUUAUUGUAUCUGAAAACAACUUUGAUGCAUCUUAACAUUUUGCCCUUAGAUCUUUAAUAACUUUGUUGGUAUUAGUGUAUUUAUCACUUAUUUAAUAUUUAUACCAAAACUGUUAGAUUAACUGUGUGAUAGAAUAUUUGUGAUUAUUAAAGACAAUGUGGUUUCAGCUAGUCUUGGUGUGCAUCUUGCAGUGCCCACAGCCUUGUUGUGGUGCACAUGUCGAGAUAUAUACAAUGUUAAGCUACUGUUUAAUAUUUAAACAUAAAGAGUACUGGCUAUUGGUAGCUGGACCAAACUGCAGGGUGGUGAACAAUGGGAAUUUCUGGUUUCCACUUCUGACAGUCUUUUGGGCAUGUGCUGUGCAUCUCUCUAUGCUUCUUGCAGAUGGGAGAUACUGACUAUGGACCAUAUGUAUACAUAGACUUCUCCAAUGUAUGUUGGAACUUCAUCAGUAGAUGAGAAUUCUGAAACUGCUGUCCUCAUUUGCUGUAAUCAGCAGAUUGUUGAUUUGGCUGAGGACCACCAUCUAAAUUUCCUACAGUGCCCCAGUGUUGGGCCGUUGUGAGACAUUCAGACCUAGCUGCUUUGUGCUGCUUGUAGCACUGGGCCCUAUAAUAAUGAGGUGGACUUAGGGCAUGGGUCAGCCCUGGCAGCUGCCCAAAGAUGCCAGGUGUGAUGCUGGCCUUGUUGCCAUGUGAAACAACCUGCUUCACCUUGUUGAAUAGUAGGGCUGCCUUUACACCAGUAUUGGGGAACCUGUGGCCUUCUCCAGGCUGCGGGACUCCCAUCAGCCCCAGCUGUCAUAGCCAAUAGUUAGGUUGAUGGGAGUUAAAGAUCAAUAACCUUUUGAGAGCCACGGGCUUCCCACCCCUGCUUUGCACAUAGAGAUGUAUAUAGCUCAAACCUUAGAGAAACAGACAUUCAUUACUGAUUUUCUUUUGGAUCUGUUCCUACAAUGUGCUAUGCUACUGGAUAUUUUAGCUUUCUUGGAUUUAUGAUAUUAAUUUAUGAUUUAAAAGUAGAUCUUUUUAUUGUAAUGAAUCAUCUUUACAUAAAUUGUUAUCGAUCUGUAUAGAAUUCCAUUUUAAAUUUUACUUAAAAUUGCUUUGCUCUUUGCUGGAGACGUACCUAUGAUGCUACUUGUAGAUUUUAGACCAGUACCCACAACUAAGGCAAACUGUUCCUCCCUUUAAAGUUUGUGAACUCUGUUAGCUUCAGAUUCUCCUGCUGCAAGCACCUGUAACAGAAGGCUACUGGAAUGACAUGGCUAGUAAUACUGUAAAUGUAAUGAGGUAAUGGAGAAAGCAAUACCUGGAAUUUGGCUUGGAACAUCAGAGCAUUCUGACUGCAACAUAUAUAUAUUAUGCUGUUUAGUUUUUUUGUGGCAUCACUGUAAGUAGUGAUUCUGAUUUUAGGUGUUUCUUGUAUCUAUAAGCUACUCUGAAUGCCCUACAUGAGUGGAAGAGGCAGGAUAUAAAUAUUUAAUUUUUUAAUGUUUAUAAAAAAUAUGUGACCAUGAUAUUAAGUAGAAUGGAUAUGGCAGUUUUAAAACUUAUUUAUAUUUUUAUUUUAAAAGGUAGAAGUAAUUGGUUACCAGGGCAUCUAUUAGUACAUAAUAUUUAUAUGUAGAGUCUCAAUGCUUCAAUUAUAAUACCAAUCAGCAUUUCCAAUGUAGUUAAUACUUCCAAAAUUGAACUUUUAUUUAUAAUAAUGUGGAAUAUGUCAUUCUUGAGUAGAAAUA